AUGCAAGCUCCAAGCUCAGCAACUCCUUUGCCUGCUCGUCAAACUUCGGCUUCGACGUUGCUUGCCCAGUUCCUCCCCACCGCAAACAUCGCUCACAAGAUGGACAGGAAGACGCCCUCUCCGAAUAUACAAAAAGCAAUCCCUAAUUCACAACCCGAUCUUGUGUCCGCGAUACCCUAUUCACUCCCCACCUCGAGCAAAUUAAACUCCGAUCUAGCUACAGGCAUCACCAAAGAAGCAGUAGAUCAGCACAACGUGAAAAAUAUGGCAGACAGUGACGAAGAUGGUAUUGCAUAUGCUACUCCAUCUCGUCGCCAGCUGAGAGUACGAGUCCCAAAUAAGUCCCUCAAAGCACUUGAGAAUGUAGAGGUGGGAAGACGACGAUCGGGAACCACCAAGCGAGAGCCUCGCACCUCAAGCGCUACCUCGACCCCGAGGGCGAGCAAGAGGGUUGAAAUCCGGAAAGAUAUUUCGAAUCACACGGUGGCCCUGCGAACUGUUUUUUUCAUUGAGAAGAAGGACUUGCUAUUACCCCUUUUGCCACCCCAUAACCAUGUCAGGAAGUUGAUCGAGAAGCAUGCACGACUGUCAGAAGAUGAGCGUUCGAAGCUCCAUCAUGGGACGCCAUAUGAAGAAAUUGAAGAGGCUCCACGCGGCAUUCUUGCAACCAUGAAACCAUACCAGCUCUCUGGCCUCAGCUUCUUGGUUUAUCUACACCGCAAUGGUCUCUCAGGCAUCUUGGGCGAUGAGAUGGGUUUAGGAAAGACUCUGCAAACCAUCUCUUUGAUUCAGUAUCUAAAGGAGCAUGACCCAAAGGCUGGUAGAGGUACACUGCAACGACCGUUCUUGGUUGUCUGCCCUCUCUCUGUCUUGAGUUCUUGGAUGGCAGAGUUGAAGCGUUGGGCACCUCACCUAAAAGCAGUCCGGUUCCACGGCCCCAUCAAGGAGCGAGAUCAGAUCAAAAAAGUCGUCAUGGGAGACGAGGACCUAUAUGGUAAUGCGACUGCCCAGGGCAAAGCUAAGCAAAAGCGCCGAAAGCCGCAGGUCAUCUCCCUAGACUCGGACUCGGAGGAUGAAGAAAGUACUGGAGUCGACGUUGUCGUAACAACCUAUGAUUGCUUCAAGGCCGAGCAGAGUUGGUUCAAGAGAGCUCUUGUAUGGCGAUACGUGGUCCUAGACGAAGGUCAUACGGUCAAGAAUCAUGAGAGUCUUGUGUCAAAAUCUUUGCAAGGCCUACAAGCAGAGUAUCGAUUGCUACUAACAGGCACUCCGCUUCAGAAUAAUCUGUCUGAACUCUGGGCACUGUUUCACUGGCUUUAUCCCGAGGUUUUCAACGAACAGACGCUAGAAUUGUUUGAGAAAUCCUUCAAUCUAACGAAGGGGCAUUACUCCAACACCGUUGUGGUUGAUUCUCGCCGACUUCUUGAGUUGAUCAUGCUUCGGCGCAUGAAAGAUUCGGCCGGAGUUAACCUCAACCUUCCUCCAAAGACUGAAGUUCUUCUUUUUGUACCACUGAGUCCAACUCAGAGAGCUUGGUACCAGCGUAUCAUCACUAAAUCUGAUGAGGGGCUGUUAGAUGAAAUAUUCAAAACCAAGAGCGAAGAUAUUGGCGAGGAAGAAGAGGACGCCAAGAAGACCCGCGCUCUUGAGGUUUUAGGGGAUGACUCUAAAAUCGGAACUAUAGAAUGGACUGAUGCACAACAAGUAUUAGCUGCAGGCAUCAACAGCGAGAAGCCCGCGCUGUUUGGUAAAAAGAAUGAUUAUCAGCGUCUAAUGAAUCUCUUGAUGCAGCUGCGCAAAGUCUGCAAUCACCCAUAUCAAAUUCCUGAUGCCCAACCAGAUCCUUACAGGAGUGGAUCUCAUGUAAUCCAUACGUCUGGAAAGUUCAUCGUUCUGGAGAAACUUCUAAAUGAGCUUGUCGUCAAGCAAAAGAAGAAGAUCCUGAUUUUCUCCGGUUUCGUUCAGACCCUCGAUUUAGUCGAUGAGCUGCUUCUCCUCUGUGGUGGUGAUGGCUCUGAAUAUCGUUCAGUUCGCAUUGAUGGCUCCGUUCCCAGAGCGAGACGCAACCUUGGGAUUCGACUUUUCAACAGUCCUGAUACCAACUAUAGGGUGAUGCUCAUUUCUACCAGAGCUGGUGGCCUGGGUAUCAAUCUAGCUUCGGCAUCAGAUGUCGUUCUGCUUGACCAAGACUGGAAUCCUCAGAUCACUCUUCAAGCAGAGGCACGUGCUCAUCGAAUUGGUCAGAAAAACCCGGUGACCGUCUAUAAGCUCGUGUCUUCCGGCACUGUGGAAGAACAAAUGAUGGGCCGUAUCCAGAAGAAGCUUUAUCUUUCUGUCAAGGUUACCGAGGCAAUGCAAGACAUUCACACAAAGUUUGGGUCUGGAAAGAAAUCAAAGAAGGGAAACUCCCUAGAACAGGAAGAAGACUUGCCACAAUUGAGCACUGGCCAGCUUAUGAAUAUGGUACGACGUGGUGCUGCUACUCUUGCACGACCUCAAAUUGAUGUUAAUGAGAUGCUUGACUGGGACUGGGAUAUGACGCUGUCAAAAUGCAAAGAUCGCCCUGUGGACCUUGAUGUUAAGAAAGAUGUCGUCGCUGAUGCAAACGUUGGUGAGGAAGAAGAGGUUAAGUGGUUGACCGAGCAAGAACGUGUUGAGUCUCAUGUUUUCGAGGGUAAACAUUUAAACCGCGCCUCAAAGUCGGAACCCGAGACUAUUGCUUCCCAAUAUGCCCAGAUUGACCGGUCUGAACGCCGGAAGGGCAAGAACACCACUGUUAUGGUCGAUGGCUUUGCGAUCUCGAAAGAGUCGAUGGGCUGCAAGGAUUGGGAGGCUGUUCCAACGUAUGCAGGAACUAAUGCUGCGUAUGCCGAGCCAAAGCGCGCCAAGAAAGUUCCUAUCGUACCCCAGAGCCAUUGCCAGGUUUGCCUUGAUGGUGGACAAUUGGUCUGCUGCCAAAGCUGCCCUCGGUCGUUCCACCUAAAUUGCCUGGACAAACAAGCUAGGACCAAGGCUUUGGGGUUUCAAUUCAACUGCCCUCAGCACGAAUGCUUCCACUGUCUCCAGAAGACCACCGAUGCUGGAGGUAUGCUUUACCGCUGCAGAUGGUGCGAGCGUGCAUACUGUGAGGAUCAUCUUGAGUUUGACGAAACGGAGCUCAUUGAUGACAAUCUUCCCGAAUAUGAAAUUCUAGGGUACCCGUCACGAGACAAUGCCUUCUACGUGCGAUGUCCCGCUUGCCGUACGCACUUCAUUGAAAGACCAGGCGACAAAAAGCUAUGCGAUGACAUGGCACACAGCAUCAGCCUCGAGCAUGAACGCCGAUUCAAGAAUUCCAGCACGCCCUCGACGCCUAUGACAAAUGCAACGACUCUUGAGAGCACUGCGGUGAACACUCCAUCUCUCGACGAUGAAACCGGCUGGGGGCUUAACAAUAAGGGGGCAAUUAAAGAGGAGUAUACUAACGGUUCCUUCAGGCCAAAUUUUGCGCCCUCAAAUGCCCAGCCCGCUUCCAUGGUCCAAAGUUGGCCAGCGCUCAACAGCCAAAAUAACGAUAUUUCAAAUGGAAAACAGCAAAAGCCAUCUUCGAGCGCCCAUCCGAGUUUUACGUAUGAUUUGUCGCGCUCUGGCUCGAAUCAUCCUCAUCCUCAGUACCUCCCCCAAACAAACGGACCAGCCCUGUUCCAGCCGAAGACGUUCCCGCCCAGAGUUGACCCAGCUUCCUUAGGGAACGCAUCUCAUCACAAGGCCACGAAUAUUGCGGCCCGUGACACAAAUACAAGCUCCCCUUAUUUCGCUUCCCACCAUGGUCACGUGUCUUCUAAUCAGAAAGCCAGUCCUCCAUCCAUGGCCAACCGCGUCGUCAUAGAUCUACUCGAUGAUAGCGACGGAGAUGAUUUUAUUGAGGUAACAUCAGUCAAGAAGCGGAAGAUUUCUCCAGAACUCUCUAGCCACCCAUCCUCUUCUUCGAACAAACGUCAAAUUCCUUCGGCGUAUUACGGCCAGCAGUAA
This is a messenger RNA of Lachnellula hyalina, 4011 nucleotides long. It is a transcript of the gene Smarca1, whose product is annotated as putative global transcription activator. Bases 1 to 4011 code for a protein of 1336 amino acids. Gene Ontology annotation, cellular component: nucleus. The record is from RefSeq and is a predicted model, not a curated record. NCBI's taxonomy places the organism in Eukaryota, Fungi, Ascomycota, Leotiomycetes, Helotiales, Lachnaceae. Gene Ontology annotation, molecular function: ATP binding; ATP-dependent chromatin remodeler activity; DNA binding. Gene Ontology annotation, biological process: positive regulation of transcription by RNA polymerase II. The transcript has 5 exons.